AUGAACGACGAUAAUACUAGUACCAAUAAUGACAUUCCAACAAAAAAAAUGGAUGUCUUACUUCAAAGGAAUUGGGACGACGACGAGGAUGACGACUAUGAUGAUAACGAACAGGAAAUUGGAAUUAAAAAAACUCACUCGAAUAAAAAUAAAUCACUCACUUCUCAGGAUAUGCAAAGAAAUGUUUCAGCUAUUGUAGAUGAUGAUAGUGAGUAGCAGUACCAGGAUAUUUACCAUAACGCAAAGGGACUAGGAUAUAGACAUGAUGGCCAUAAGAACAAAGACGAUGAUGAGUUUGGUGAAUCUAAUUUACCUCCUAGAGGUUAUGGUGGCUAAAGACAGCAAAACCCAGAUAGAUACUAGAACAGACCUCCCUUCCAGCCUAGACCCAAGUUUGAUGAGAGUAAUAUCGAUAUGGAAAGUAACUUCAGGAAAUACUAUAUCAGAGACAGAUCGUUUUACAUGCAUGUGAUUAAAGAAGAGGAGCCUCCUGGUGAUAAAGGUUACAGAUUUAAGGUCCAUAUUUUCCAAAAAUCAGAUGACGAGCUGGAAGCUAAAGAGCAAGAGAAGAAAGUCUUCUUUACCUUGAUGGAUUUGGGAGCAGAUGAGCCUAGAAUGACAAUGCUUUAAGACAAAAUAAGAGUCUUUUGCAACGUUCUAGGAAAGGAUAAUGCCAUUUAUUUCUAUCAAAAUCUGGGAAGGUCCCUAGAAGAGCCCUUGAAAUGCUCUAUUUUCUUAGAAUUCCCAGAGGAGAUAUUUGUUAAGCACGGUGAUAUAAUGGCUUAGAAGUAUGAUGAAUAGCAAGAGGCAGACAAAAAGAGAAUUGAACAGCAAAAGCUAGAAAGGGAAAAAGAAUACUAGUAAUAUUCAAACAAGAAUAACUAUGAUAAUCGCAACUAAGAUAACCAGUAAGACUACCACCAAAAUCAAAGAAACUAUCAUAAAGAAUACAGAGGAGGAUAUAAUGAUUAGCAUCAUAGCAGAGGGGGAAAUAAUAACUCAAGUAAUUAUAAAGAUAGACAGGUGACUAACUAUCAAGCAGAUAAUCACAGAGGUGGAGGUCAAUAUAGCCGCCAUGAUAAUGAUCAUUAUCAAAACAGAGAAUUUCAUCAAAAUAGAGAUGAAUAUAGCAAUAAUCAAGGUUAUUAAGGCAAUAAUAAUCGUAAAGAAUAUAAUAAUAAUUAGCAGCAUUACAACAGAUAGGAUCAUUAAGGAAGAUAAGGAGACUAUGGAAAUAGACAUACUGGAGGCAACUACAAGUAAGCAAAUUAUCAUCAGGACAAUCAAAGAAAUGAAGAUUUCAAAGAUUCAGAUUCUUAUGGUAUAGAAUUCAAGGGUAAGCCUUAAUUCUAUAAGAGUGGAAAUCCAAAUGAGGAAGAUCACAGAAAAGUUAUUGACACAUCAAAGUAAUCAGAUAGUUCAUAAUCAAAAUAAACCUAAGGGGGUGGAGUGAGAACAGUUAUUAACAAUGAUACCUAACAAUAAAACACUCGAUAAGUGUAUCAUGUUGAUCGAGUUCAUAAGCCUUAUGAUGAUAAUUAAAAAUAUGAUAAUGAUAAACAUUAAAAUUACAACAAUAACAGAGGGGGCAAUGACAGAGAUGAAAGAAACUCAAACAGAGGAGGAUAUAAAAAUCAAAGAAAUAAUAACAACUAUGAUAGAGAUGAAUAUUACAAUUCUCAACAAGAUUCAGGAUAUAAGCAAGGGAGAGGAGGCUAUUAAGGAAAUAGAUACAGAUAGGACUACCAAGAUAAAAAAGAUACUAGUUUCUAAGGUGGCCAGGGCUUUAAUAAUUAUAGAGGACGUGGUGGCUAAGGAAGAGGUGGGUAUGAUGGACCCAGAAACGAUCUAUAACUGAAGAAAGCUGACAGUAGAUCUAACUAUGACUAUGAGAAUAGAAGUUAAAUAUCUGACAACGUGAGUCAUCACUCCUUUAAAACAGAUAACCAGAACUACAAAAAUGUGAAGCGAAGAAAUGUUGAGCUCUAUGAUGAAGAGGGCUAACAAUAUUACACUGAGAAGAAGGGUAAUUAUAACUAUAACCAACAAAAUGACUCAUAACGAUAUGGUGGUAAUCAAAGAGGCUUUGAUAAGAAUUAUCAAGGAGGCAACAGAAGAGGAGGCUAUAACAAUCAGAGGAGAUGA
Messenger RNA from Stylonychia lemnae, 2145 nucleotides. The record is from the annotation of a GenBank genome assembly. NCBI's taxonomy places the organism in Eukaryota, Ciliophora, Spirotrichea, Sporadotrichida, Oxytrichidae.